AUGAUGAUAAGAGAGAAAGGGUCUCAUCUUUCAUCUUUCAUCUUUCAGCAAUCAGCAAUCAGCAAUCAGCAGAGAGAGAGUGUUUCGAUCAGUAUGGAUGUGUACGAAGCAACCGGGAUCGUGCUCUCUAGAAUCCAGAGCUUAGACCCAGCAAAUGCCUCUAAGAUCAUGGGUCUUCUCCUCCUUCAGGAUCACGGGGAGAAAGAGAUGAUAAGGUUAGCUUUCGGACCUCAGAACCUCCUUCAUUCUGUCAUUGCCAAGGCCAAGGCAGAGCUUGGUCUCAUGGGCCCCACUCUGAAUCCGCAUUCCUUGCCCUUCCGUUGCGUUUCCGACGAUUUGGAGUCCGACUUAGGUUUCCGAUGGGGACAUUGUUCCUACUUCGUAAGAGGUUUCUGCAACGACGGAUGCAACUGCAAAUUCCCCCACGGCGGAGUUGAUGAAACUUUCCAUGGGGCCUGCUCUCCGGUGAUGGAAAAGUGUAACGAGCUUCUUCGGCCCAACUCUGUUCCGCCGAGACUUGCCCCUCAGUUCACCGGUGGCUCUCGCUUCCCCUUCUCCCCGGAAGGUGCCAACUUGCAGCAGAGUGAAGCCCAAAGAGCUGUUGCGUCGAUGAUGGGCGAUGACUUGCACAAGUUAGCAAGAUGGAGGCCAGAGAGUAUUGAUCUUUCGGCGAUGGCAUCCAGACAGAUCUAUCUGACUUUCCCGGCAGACAGUAUCUUCAGGGAAGAAGAUGUUUCCAACUACUUCAGUACCUAUGGAGCAGUUGAGGACGUGAGGAUACCCAACCAGCAGAAGAGAAUGUUUGGGUUCGUGACCUUCGUGUACUCAGAGACGGUGAAGAGCAUUCUCGCCAAAGGGAACCCUCACUUUGUGUGUGAUUCCAGGGUUCUUGUUAAACCUUACAAGGAGAAAGGCAAGGUCCCUGACAAGUACAGGUCUAAGAUGUCGAUCGCUUCGUGUGUAGAUGGGAGGGCAUUUCAGGACAACAUCCAAGAUCUGCUGUGGAAGAGAAGAUUUGAAGAACGAGUUCUCGAGCUUCCGAGCAGAAGGCUGAUGAACCUGCAACUUCUUGAUGUCAAGAAUCAUCCUAACCACCCUUUCGACCAAAUACUUGUUUCUCCACGGCUAGGUUCUCUUUUGCUCUCUCAUUUAUGUAAAUCAUUCUUGUCUGGAAUGCCUAAUAACCCGAUCGCUCUCUGCAGCAGACAACUCUCUGAGCCCUCUGCCGGGAGAGAAGGGCAGUGGAAGAGAAGGGAGAUGCGAGUAUAUUUACGCUUCGGGCUGUGCAGCUUGGAGGAUAGGCUGCCACAGAGCCCAUUUGCAUCACCGACACAUCAUUUUAUUGAGAAUGAUGCUGCUGAAGACAUUAACUGUUGGGGCACGGCCUCGCCUACUACGGAUAGUACACUCUCAGUCUCUUUCAAGUCUUUCAGCUGCCAAAUGCCGCUGACUGGAAUGUUACCAGGCAGCGAGGGAUCGACCUGUCGCGUUGGGAUCUAA
Messenger RNA from Thlaspi arvense, 1500 nucleotides. NCBI's taxonomy places the organism in Eukaryota, Viridiplantae, Streptophyta, Magnoliopsida, Brassicales, Brassicaceae. The record is from the annotation of a GenBank genome assembly.